Molecule: messenger RNA, 3114 nt
Organism: Polyodon spathula (Mississippi paddlefish)
Lineage: Eukaryota; Metazoa; Chordata; Actinopteri; Acipenseriformes; Polyodontidae
Product: zinc finger protein 185-like
Exons: 26
Coding region: 189-2066 (625 amino acids)
Source: RefSeq, a predicted model, not a curated record
GGUGCAACUGUAAUCAAAGCUUGUCUUCACAGAGUUCUCUACAUGUGGGCUGAAAAAAGCACCUGCUCAAGUAGAUUGGAUAUUACCUUCUAUUAAAAACACAUAAAGCGUGAAAAAAGAAGACAACGGCUAGUUUCAGUGGUUUACUUUGAAGACUUUCCUGAGAUCUACACAUAACAGCUUCUACAAUGAAAAAAGCAAAAGGCGUGCCGGAGGGGGAGAGAACGAUUGUGCUCCGACAGAUGAAGGUGCGGACGGCUCUAAAGGGGGAUUUCAGCUGGAUCAACAAUAAAAAAACUGAUGAAGAUGAUGAGGAAGAAGAAGGGUUGGCCAAGGAUGUGCCAGUAAAAGCGUCCUAUUCCAAUGGAGUCUCUUCAGCGCCCUCUGCCUCCUCCAGCACUUCCGAAAGCAGUUCAACAAGCCAGAAGCCUUCCCCUUCAGGAUACAUAAUCAGAGGUGUUUUUACUAAAACAAACGAUACCACCCAUGCGUCUCCAGCCUCAACCUCAUCAUACGGCUAUGGCGAAAGUGUGAGAAGCUCCAACACUUCUACUCCACAGUACUCCCCGCUUAACAAGAGAUCCGCUGAGCACUAUAAGAAAAUAGCUCCCCACAAUGUGCGUUCCAAAGCAGCCAGCCCUGCCCCUGAGGAACCCCCCUCUUCUACAGAGGAGCACACCAAGAGGACGGAGGCUGCCAACAGUGUACUAAAGAGUUCAGCGUCCAAGGAGCGUUCGUACGUCUUAUCAGCAGUGAACAAAUACAGCAGUCCUGAAAAGCUGUCUAAAGACCCCUCCUUUUCUUUUGUGGCUAAAAGGGUGGAGAUCAGCGAUGAAGAACCAGAAGAGGACUGCGACACGUCACCACGGAUCACACCAAAAAUCAACUUGAACCAGAAGCCAACUGCCACCCCCCGCAAGCUCAGCUCCAGCACAGAAACAAUAACCCAGACCAUGAUAACAAAGAAGGAAUCGGUGUCCGAAACUCCAAAACCCUCAACUGAGCCCGAGACAAAGAGCUCACAGGACACCAAGUCACUGUGGGAUCAAUGGGAUUUACCUGCAGCAACUGAGACUGCCACCACAACUGUCACUGAGAAAAGGUCGCAAGGCACUAAGUCAGCCUGGGACAAGUGGGAUGUUCCUGCAGCCACUGCGACUACAAUCACAACUGUCACGGAGAAAAGUUCACAGGACACCAAGUCACUGCGGGAUCAAUGGUAUUUACCUGCAGCAACUGAGACUACCACCACAACUGUCACUAAGAAAAGCUCACAAGACACUAAGUCAGCCUGGGACAAGUGGGAUAAACCUGCAGCCACUGAGACAGCAAUCACAACUGUCAAAGUGAAAAGCUCAGACGACACUAAGUCAGCCUGGGACAAGUGGAAUGUUCCCGCAGCCAUUGAGAUUACAACCACAACUGUCACUGAGAAAAGCCCCAGCAUACAAACUCAGACCACUGUCACAAAGAAGGAAACAGUGUUUGAGACUGAACCUGUGGCAGAGAGUGCCUUCAAAAUUGCUAAAGAAACCAAGCAAGAUCCAUCCACUGCCUCUGAUUUAAUCAGCUUCGGCAUGGAAGAGAAUACUUCUGUCACCAGUAUUCAUACAACAAAAUACCAAACAGAAGACCCAGUCCACAAAACAUUUGACAGCAGCGAUCUGACUAAUAUAACUACAGCUACAACAACACAUUGGUCCGAAACUCCUGACCCAGAAUACAAAAAGUUAGUGAUGGUGAAGGGGUAUGUGAAUUCAACAGGAUUUAAUCCCUCAGAGUACAGCAGCAUAAACAAGUAUGACGACAUCACCUACAGCCACUCAAACUAUUCCUACAGCAGCCCUUCGGCAAUGUAUAGAAGUUCUGGAACAUCAUCUUGCACGUACUGCGGUGAGAUGGUUGGAGAUGAUGCCAGAAUCACAAUUGAGCAUCUCAAUAUUUACAGCCAUCCAUCUUGUUUUAAGUGUGGAGUGUGCAGCAAGCCCAUGGGUGAGUUGCUGGAGAGCAUGUACAUUCACAGAGGCCAGGUGCACUGUGACAGCUGCUAUGACAAGGUAUUUUAGGUAUGAAGAUCUAGACAAGAGACUUUAUAUUAAUUUUACAGAUUCUACAAGCAAAUACAAGGCAGCGUAAUUCACUAAAACAAUAUUAAAAGGUGUACAAACCUAGGAUUUAAAAAUCACUUUACUUAGCACUACAAAAUUGUCAGACUCUUUUUAUUUCAAAAGGUUUGUUUAUCUUCAGCAGUGAAUGGUAAUUUCCUUUGUUACAGAUAAUAGGACCCUAUCUCACCCUACUUUUGUUUUUUAAUACCUGUAACACAGGAUGUGAACUUAAUAUUUGUGGCAGUAAAAAGUGGUUUCAGUGUAAACAGUCUGGCAAACAACAAAGCAAUAAGAUGAAUAAAGUUGCAUUACAUUAUGUUACACAAUGCUGCAAUCAGUAUUCAGACCAUACACACUGUCACAUUUAUUAGUUAUUGCAAACACUGGUGAUUUAACUUCUAAAAGCCUUCCAAUCAUUAAGGUAUUUCUCUGACAUUCAUCUAACAAGUGCAAAAUGAAAUUGAUCUAUGCUUUCUCAAAAUACUUUUUUAGUGCCAACAAAUUGUUUCAGGACUAUAAUGGUAAAAUUAACAUUAUAAUCUUUAUUUACUAUAUUAGAUGCACUUUUCUCAACUAACAAUAGAUGGCAGUAUCAAGUUUCAUGGCUUUCAGAUUUAGUGGCCUCGGCACAAGGCUUUCUUAUAGGGCGUUUAUAGGUUUCUGGUCCCCAAUAGCUUUUUUGAACUUUAUAUUUAAAAGAUAAUAUACAGCAAGGAAAAUAAUGCAAAUUUAAUUACCAAACAUCUUUCCCAAAACCUAAGACAUUACUACUAUGUUAAUAAACUGCAAAUAUUUACAUUUACACAUCUCUCUUUGGUUUGCUCUUAGUAGUACUCAGUUUAAGGGGAUGGUUUGGAAAAGUAAUUACAAAGCCUCUAGAGGGUGUUGUAGUUGUAGGAUGUAUUUCAAAUGUCUGAAGGUUAACAGAAAAGUUUCUGUUUUCAAAGAAGUAUUUAUGAUGUAUGCGAUAACUGUGAGGAUUUACAAAUAAAAUGUUAAAAGAAAA